Molecule: messenger RNA, 3928 nt
Organism: Ziziphus jujuba (common jujube)
Lineage: Eukaryota; Viridiplantae; Streptophyta; Magnoliopsida; Rosales; Rhamnaceae
Product: disease resistance RPP13-like protein 4
Exons: 3
Coding region: 688-3261 (857 amino acids)
Biological process (GO): defense response to other organism
Molecular function (GO): ADP binding
Source: RefSeq, a predicted model, not a curated record
UGCAUGUUUCCUGGUCUUCUUCUUCUUGGAGUUUAGGGGAAAAAACAGAGUAAAAAAGAAAGUUGCAGACCCUGUAGAGCUUUGUGCAAAAGAAAUCCCUUUAGCUUUAGGAGACAUUCUUCUUUGUCUUUCUUUGUGUUCUCAAGGUGGGUUUGAGAGAGAUCUCCAUGGAGAUCAAAGAGUGAAUGGGUGUAUUAAGAUUUUGGGUUUGGUUUUAGGAAUUCUUGUGUGAAUCCACCAUCUGUGAUUAAGCUUGUAAGCUUGUAAACAUAAUAUUGAUAUAAUGCAGAAGCUUGACGCCUGAGCAACAAGGACGUAGGUCGAUUUUGACCGAACCUCGGUAAAUUUGCUAAGUAAAACUUGGAGACCAAGUCAAGUAGACUUGCAGACCAAGCCAAGUACCAAGCCAGGUAAACUUGGAGACCAAACCAAUAUGGUAAUUGAACUUAUGAUCAUUCAUUCUAAUUCUUGCCUUUAGCGUAGUGGGGGGAAAAAGCUAUCAUGUCAAGUCUUUCAAAAUUUCUCUUCAAGCCAGUUUUUUGCAAGUAAGAGAUUUCUUUAAGAAAAAAUAUAAGCGAUUUUGUUCCAAGAUUUGUGUUUUUAGUAAUAGAUCUCCUAGCAAGCAUAAAAUUCUUCUCUAGAGUGUGCAAGUAGGAAGAUAAAAGACAAAUUAAGCAGGAAGCAACCAUGGCUCAGCCUGUGGAUGCUAUGCUCCAAAACCUUUUGCAACUAGUAUACACGGCUGUAAAGAACGAAGCGCAAUUCGCAUUGGACUUCAAAGUUGAGUUUGAUAAAAUGAAGUCACGCCUUGAUCUUAUGAUAGCUUUCAUGAUUGACACUGAGAAUCUCAAGAAUAAGAAUGAAGUUGCCAAGGCAGCUAUAAUCAAGCUUAGGGGAAUGAUUUAUGAUGCUGAUAACGUUCUUACUGAUUGCAUUGUCAGAGAUGAAUACAAGAAAUAUCGGUCUUGCUUCCAUUCAUCCCUCUCUGAUCCAUUGUUUUUGUAUAAGACAGGAAAGAAAUUGAAAGACAUCAAUGCGAGAAUUGAGCAGAUUGAGAAGAGCUUGGGUAGUUUCCAAGGAGCCCCACAUCGUAACAUCCACACUGAAGAUUCAAGCCAUGCCAGAGGAUUCAUGUCUCAGGAUUCCUACCCAUCUGAGACAGUUGGAUUGGAAGCUGAUUUGAAGAAGAUCAAAGGGUGGAUUCUUGACACCCAAGAAACACUUUUGGAAAUUGCCAUUGUGGGGAUGGGGGGUUUGGGAAAAACCACCAUUGCCCAGAAAAUCUUUCAUGAUAAUGAGGUACUAAGUCGGUUUGAUAAGAUCAUAUGGGUUACUGUUUCAAGAGCUUUUAGUGAGGAGCAUGUUCUAAAGUGCAUGUUGGAAAGGUUAGGGAAAAAGGUAUCUGGGUUUGAUAGUAGCCAAUUGUUGGGAGAGUUUCAACAGGUUCUUGCUGAUAAGACUUGCCUUAUUGUUAUGGACGAUGUAUGGGAAAUGAAUGUGGAAUGGUGGACAACCUUGUGCUCCAUUUUCCCGAAACGAGAUGGUAAAAGCAGCUGCAUCAUAAUUACUACAAGGAAUGAAAAUGUUGCUACUGAUAUGGGCGUUGAAAACUCGCGAAUCCAUAAGCCUGAUUUUCUAAAUGACAUUGACAGUUGGUCUUUGUUCUCCAAAUUUGCAUUUUCUUCUAAUAAGGGAAUCUGUCCAAAUCCCAAGUUUGAGAAAAUAGGCAAGGAUAUCAUGAAGAAGUGUGGCGGGCUUCCACUAGCAAUCAAGACAAUAGGAGCUUUAUUAGCCCCAAAGAUUGAAUCCCUUGCUAGUUGGACUCAAACUUGGGAAAGUUUUCAUGACUUAACAACUGAAGGAAGAAAUAAAUCGGUUAUGGCAUCUCUUCAACUGAGUUAUGAUGAACUCCCAUCUCAUUUAAAGCAAUGCCUAUUGUCUUUCUCCAUUUACCCUGAAGACUUCGAGGUAAGAACCGAACAACUAAUCCAUUGGUGGGUUGCUGAGGGUCUUAUCCAGGGGAAAGGCUCAAAAUCAGCAAUUGAAAUGGGGUACGAAUACCUCUUGCAACUAGUGAAAAGGUGUCUUGUCGAAGCUGUGCAACAACGGCGCUAUGAUUUGAGGAUCUACAACUGCAAGAUACAUGAUAUGGUGCGGGAAUUGAUCAGCAUGAAUGCUCAAGAGGAGGCGUUUUGCAGCUUCGAUGAAAAAGGCCGGCAAAAAUUGAAAGAAGAAUGUCGGUGGUUAGGUUUCAGCAAUGCCAUGCAAGGAAAGCCACUAGGAAACAGACCAUCGAUCAGAGCAUUAAUGUUACUGGUGUCAAAUAUUGCGAAGCUUGACUUAAGGAAUUUCGGCUCACUGACAUCCCUUAGAGUGUUGGAUAUCUCAAAUAGCAACCUGAAAGAGAUCAAUGCAGAAGAGCUGUUUAAGUGGAUUAGUUCCCUCAAACGAUUAGCAAAUUUGAAUCUUGCUGGAGUUCGAGGCUUAGAAUCAGUGCCAUCUUCAAUUAGAAAACUCCUCAAUCUUCAGCUGUUGGUUUUGACCAAAUGCGCCGAUCUGAAAAGGAUACAUCCAUCAAUUACAACUUUGAGGAGGCUGAUAUUAUUGGACUUGAGGUCUUGUCCACUUGAUAACCUGCCCAGGGGAUUGGGAGGGUUAUCUAAUCUUCAAGAACUCUCUGGAUUUGUGGUGAUGAGUCAAUCGAAAGGAAACUGUUGCCAACUUAUUGAGCUUGAAGAACUUAAACAGAUGAGAGUACUUCGAAUCAACUUAAGUGAUGAUACUGAAAUCUCAGAAAACGAGCUGAACGUCCUAGGUCAUCUCGAAAACCUCAAGGUUCUAGCUAUUGAUGCUGGCAAUUGUAAAAGGAACACCUCAGAGAUUUUGAAGAAGAUGGAUCGGCUAGUUCCUCCUCCAGCGUUACAGGAGCUGUAUCUUAGGAAUUACCAUCACUCAACUCUACCAUUGUGGGUUUGUCCCUCCCGUCUUACUAGAUUGCAAUAUCUUUCCAUUGAAAAUGGAGAUCUUAUCAAAUUAACCCCAGAGGUUGAGGAUGACAAUCAUCAUAUUGCUUGGAACAUCGAGGGUCUAUGCUUGAAGUUCUUGGCUCGGUUGGAUGUGAACUGGACGAACUUGCAAAAUGAUAUGCCUGUGCUACGCUACAUGGAGGUUAGUCAUUGCUACAAACUGAAAGGUUUCCCCUGUUCUGUCAAGUCUCAAGCGGUUUUAGAGAAAAAAUCAGGAUCUUGGCAAAAAUAUUAGGAUUAAAGAAAAUCACAAUGUCCAGGAAGUCCUUUAAUAUUGUGAUGUCACAAUAAAUAUUAUUUGCGUUCUAUGCAUUGAUGCUGCUGUUGUAAUAUGUGUGGUGUGUGUGGAUAUUUUUAUGCUUUAUUUUAUUGGCCCUAUUCUGUAAUAUUUGUGUCGGUGUAUUUUGUGUAUAAUUGAAAUAAAUUUAACUUUAACUCUGUAUGACGGAACAAAAAUCUUGUCACAACGCUCAAAACUUCAAACAUUGAUAUAUUAGACCCGCUUCCUGCUUGCUAAUUAACAGUCAUAACACUCGACUACAAACAUUGUUGGCAUCACACUUGGUGGAUAUAUGUUAGCAGUCCACUUAUUUUGUAUCUUACAAUUAAUAAAAAAACUUUUAUCCAUAAUCUUCAGGAGAUUUCCUUUUCUAUCUGCAGAUUGCAUCAGUCGAAAAGAGUGAAAAAACUCUUUAGAGCUACAAUGUGAUUUGGCAGUUCCACCUGCAUCCAAUCAAUUGACAAAUGUUUGGUUAUGAAGCCAUAAGAUGCAGAACAAAAAUUCCCUACGAUUCAAACCACAAAUUCACAUAUACUCAACUAUAUAGACAUGAAAUUGACGCUAUAAACCGGUGCCAAAAUUCCAAUUACCAAUCUCCAUAUCUUUGAUAAAUCUUGAGUAG